GAUAAGUUUGAUUUGUUCAUAUAUUUUCACUCACUUUUUAUAGCGUUUCUUGUUAAACUCAGGGCAAAUUGAUACAUUUUUCUGCGUUUUCGUUACAUUUUUGUUAAUGUUUGAAAUUAGUGUUGAAGUUUAUGUUUUUUUAGUAAUUUGUGAUUUAUUGAAGUGUUUGGAUUGUUUUUUUGAGGUUUUCUUUUACUUAUUUGUGUUACUUGUAUUUUGUGAUUUAUCAAAUUUUAGAAUUUAUACAUAUUAUAUUUCAAUGUUUUUUUUAUCAAUAAACCAAUGAUGUUAAGAAAACAAAAAAAAAAUGAGAAAUCAAAAAAAAAAUGCAGCAAGGCUGCGUGACAAAAAAAGAAAGGCAAACAAGAAUAAAAAAAUAAAUGGAGUACAAGGAGUCAACAAAAUAAAGGAGAAGGGUGGGGAGUCCUAUCUUUGGCCCAAGAGAGAAGAGAUGGGCAGCUGGUUGUCUACUUAAUAGCCAAAGAAAAAAACAGGGGAAGACACUCCAGAAAAUAAGCUGCAAUCAUUCAGCCACAUAUUAUUUCCCAGCUACAAUUCACAUCCGUAGCAUAGAGCAGGUCGCAAUUCCAGAAGAGGAGCAAAAGAGGUCUUGAAAGAAAAAGCAAAAAAUGUAGAUCCAAGAGGGCAUAUAAAGGAGCUAGCAGAGAAAGAAAUACGCACACAGGAGAAGAAACUCAGCAAUAGUCAAUAGCAAUUUCGGUUUACUCUUUAUCAUCUUUAAAUUUCGAUUCUUAAAGCUUUAUGUUUGACUUCAGUUCUUAAGGCAGCUCUCAUCUUUGAAUUUCGAAUUCCAGUUUAAAUUCUUAUGCAUGGAUUAUGUCACUGUUUUUCAGUAUUUGUGUUAAUUUCUUGAAAAUGAUGUUAGGCUAAAUUUCCAUGGGGUUUGGAUUUGGUUAAAUUAAGGUUAAUGGGUGUUCUUGAGAAAAGUCUCCAAUUGUUAGGACUAAGUGUUUGAGAUGAAAUUGAAAGAGUAAUUUGUGAAUUUGAUCGCUUCACUUGUGAAUUUUUGGAAGGUUAAUUCUAUCUUGUCUAUGACUUUGGAAUUUAUUUAGCUCAAAUCUCACACACCCUAAUUAAGCCUAGAAAUAGGACAUAUUAGGGGAUUAAAAUUAAUUUCUUAUCUAUGAGAAUUAAUAUAUCACUAUCCUUAGAUUGAUGAAAAUUUUCCCUAUUCGUUCAUAAUCAUAGACACCCAAGACCUUGAUUCCAAAUUUAAACCCCACUUUUAAUUAGUUAAUUAAUCGUUACUAGUCACAUUGAAUUGACCUUUUAGUAUUUUAUUUUCGAAACUUUACUCAUCCACAUUUUUGCUAGUUUAAUAUUUUAAUUAGUUAAAUUUCACUCUCAAUUUAUUUUGCAUGUUCACUAGUUUUAGUUUACUCAAUAAUGCCAUUUAAUUAAAUUCGCAGUUAUUACUUUUAUUGUUUAUUUUUAUUUGGUUAAUCAUUAUCACAAUCUAAUCGUUUGAGAAAGCUUACAAUGACUCGUACUAACUGGUGACCGAUAUUGAAACCAAUACUUCCCUCCGCCACUCCUCAGAGACACGAUACUCGGGGAUAAACUUUUCCAUCCGGAAAGGUUAAACUCCGUUUUACUACAAUGCCGCGAAAGCGGUAAUCAAAUGGCGCCGUUGCCGGGGAGUGGCACGGUUGUAAGUUGGUUUUUAUUAUUGGCAUAGGCGAACCCGAGUUAGUGAGACUUUCUCCUUUAUUUUCUGUUUUUUUUUUUGUGUUGUUUUCUCAAGUUUGCAGGAUCAAUUUGUAAAAUCUCUCUCUUUCAAACAUGGCAAGUUGCUAUCAUUUGCUCUCUGCCUGAAAGAACAUUAUUGAGAGGGUUUGAUAAAAAAAAAUCACCAGGAUGAGGGAGAGGCAAACAGUGCUUGAUGCUUUAACCUUGGACUUUUCUGAGGAUGAUAGCAUCAUUAUUCCGCCAAUCGAUGCCACUGAUUUUGAGAUUAAUCCUGAUAUCAUACAAGUGAUAUCAAUUAAUCAAUUUGGCGGUUUGAAACAUGAAGAUCCGAUGGUGCAUAUGUUGUGGUUUAACAGAAUCUGUAACACAUUCCGGAUCAAUGAAGUGUCAAUUGACAUCGUGAAGCUUAUCUUAUUCCCAUUCUCUCUUCGGGAUAAGGCUAUUCAGUGGGUGAAUUCUUUUUCACCAGGUCACUUCACCACCUGGAAUGCUCUUCACCGGGCAUUCAUGCAUGAGUAUUUUCCUCCAUCGGCGGUUGCGCACAUCAGAACAUUAAUUCAAAAUUUUAAGCAAGCCCCGAUGGAAACAAUUAGUGAGGCUUGGGAUCGAUACAAGGUCUUACGGAGAAAGUGUCCUACACAGUUGAUGGAUGCUUAUGACUUGAUGUUCUAUUUCUACUAUGGACUUCAAGUUGUAAGUAAAAAAGAGUUGGACUGUUAUUCAAAGGUGGGUUCUUUUCUCGACAUGACACCAAAAGAGAGUGAAACACUCGUGGAGAAUGUGGUAUCAAAUGCUAAGAACUGGUACUACGAGACAGAAUCUUCUUCCAAGACUACACUUCAAGGCACCGAUCAAAUUUCAGCCCUCACAACAAUAAUUGACAACCUGGCAACUCAAGUGAAGAAUCUCAACUCACGACCAAGUCGGGUCAACAAGCAGAAUCAUGUUGUGGCAGUUCAGGAAGGUUUGGAGACUAGCACGGAGACACCCAUAAUUGAUGAAGAAUUCACAGAUGAGAGAUGGACCUCCACUGAAAAACAAAGCUCAGUGGAACUACAGAAUGAAACUGGAGAGAUCUUUGAGCCAAUUUCAGAGAAGGUGGAAGUGGGGGACAUUUUGUGCAAAAGUAAAGUUGAAAAGGGAGAAAUUCUGACAUUAUGUCUUGCUGAAUUUGAUGAAGCAUCUCACGGAGAGGAGGAAUCCGAAAUGAUCACAGUUGCAUCUUGUGAAAAAUUUAAAAAGAGAACUUCUGAGAAGAUGAAUGAAAUUGAGGAGCUCCUUGAUCUAUUGUUGGAGACUUUGGAUGUGGAAGUUGAUGAAGAAGAUGCACAUGUUGAGGAAGAAACAAGCAUGGAGGAGUCCAUUGACUUUCUUCUUGAUGUGCUUGAAACUAGUACAUGGCUCAAAACAGUCCAGAUUGAAGGGGAUCUGGAGAAUGAGGACGACUUUCCUUAUUUUAUUUUGCCACCUGAAAAUGAGAAAGAUGCACAGGCCUUUGUUCUUGCUUGUGAGUUUUUUAUGAAACAGAGGUGGUACACAAGAAGAGUCCUGAGGGUCAAGCUGUAUGAUCCGAGAGUUGGAAAGUCAAGGAAAAAGUGAAAAAAAAAAUGUCAAGCUAGUGACGUUAAAGAAGCGCUUUUGGGAGGCAACCCAGGUGUUAAAAAAGGAGGUUUAAAAAAAUCUGCAAAAAAAAAAAACAAAAAAAAAAUAAUUAAAAAAAAAACUGCAUUAAAAAAACCAAAAAAAAUAUUUUCUUUUCUUUUCCUUGUUUGUGUGUUAGUUUUAAUUCAUCAUUAUAUUUUGUUUGCUUUAGCUUUUUCAGGUUAAUCACCGGAGUUCCCCAAUUGGAUUAAAUUUUCAUUUGUGCUUGCUCUUUCAAAUCUUCUUCAAUGUUGAGCACAAGGGGAGUACUUCUUACUUUUCUCUAUGAAUUUUUACUCUCCACGUGUGUUUAUUUGCUAUUCUCUAAGUGUGAGGAGGGUUUAGAACAAGGCAAUGGACUGAUCUAGUGUGCAUGACAAGAGGCUCGGGUGAACUAAGUUAAGAUCAGUAAUAAGUUAUGGUGUAAUCUACUUUAACUAUUUUUUAUGAAAGUUUUUUUUAUAACUAAUUUUUUAUUAGCAUUAUACAAAAAAAAACUUUAAAUAUUAGGAGAUAUGCUUGAUUUCUACUUUGAAGUUGUGUGCACAAGUUUUGGUUUUUGAUUUGAAUGGAUGAUUCGGUCUUACUUUCUUUUCAUGGAUAUAUACAAUGCUCCUUGGUUAGCUUAAAAUUAUUAAAUUCUUUGGAUUAGGGAGAAUUCUAUCCUCGAAUGAGGCUCUGCUUUUAGCAUUUGAUAGAAUAUCUCUCCUAGAUUAUUGAUUUGAGAAGUUUCUUCGUUGGGAGUCUCAUCUCCGAGAAGGGGCGCUGCUCUUCUCAUUAUCGUAUUCUGCGAGAGUUGAGUAUAUUUUAUAUAUUUUAUGAGAUAGCCCCACAAAUCAAUGAUUUAGUUUAACCAUAAAAUUCAUACCAACUUCGCUUUGUUUAUAGCUCCCCCAAGAUCAUUCUCCAAAAAAAAAAACAAAAAAAAAAACUGCUAGGGGAGCUAAAACUGUUUUUAGAACUGGAGCUAGUUUGUAUUCCAUGACUAGUUAAGGAUGACUGAGGGUUUCUGAAUGUGAAUGUUGACUUGUGCUCAUAAAUACUUAGUAGCAUAUAUGCUAAUAUUAAAGGUUUUUUUUUUAUUUAGUACGUUGUGUCAUAACAGUUGAGUUAUUAUUGUGCUUUCAUGAAAAUAUAGUUAGGUAGAUUGGAAUCUUAGUCUAUUGAUGGUUGAAUCUAAGCGAUCUUGAGUCCUUGAUUUGUGCACCAUAAACUGUUUGCCUUGAAAAUACGUUUGAGUUGUUUUGUUGCUUGAGGGCAAGCAACGCUUAAGUGUGAGGAGAUUGAUAAGUCUGAUUUGUUCAUAUAUUUUCACUCACUUUUUAUAGCGUUUCUUGUUAAACUCAGGGCAAAUUGAUACAUUUUUCUGCGUUUUCGUUACAUUUUUGUUAAUGUUUGAAAUUAGUGUUGAAGUUUAUGUUUUUUUAGUAAUUUGUGAUUUAUUGAAGUGUUUGGAUUGUUUUUUUGAGGUUUUCUUUUACUUAUUUGUGUUACUUGUAUUUUGUGAUUUAUCAAAUUUUAGAAUUUAUACAUAUUAUAUUUCAAUGUUUUUUUUAUCAAUAAACCAAUGAUGUUAAGAAAACAAAAAAAAAAUGAGAAAUCAAAAAAAAAAAUGCAGCAAGGCUGCGUGACAAAAAAAGAAAGGCAAACAAGAAUAAAAAAAUAAAUGGAGUACAAGGAGUCAACAAAAUAAAGGAGAAGGGUGGGGAGUCCUAUCUUUGGCCCAAGAGAGAAGAGAUGGGCAGCUGGUUGUCUACUUAAUAGCCAAAGAAAAAAACAGGGGAAGACACUCCAGAAAAUAAGCUGCAAUCAUUCAGCCACAUAUUAUUUCCCAGCUACAAUUCACAUCCGUAGCAUAGAGCAGGUCGCAAUUCCAGAAGAGGAGCAAAAGAGGUCUUGAAAGAAAAAGCAAAAAAUGUAGAUCCAAGAGGGCAUAUAAAGGAGCUAGCAGAGAAAGAAAUACGCACACAGGAGAAGAAACUCAGCAAUAGUCAAUAGCAAUUUCGGUUUACUCUUUAUCAUCUUUAAAUUUCGAUUCUUAAAGCUUUAUGUUUGACUUCAGUUCUUAAGGCAGCUCUCAUCUUUGAAUUUCGAAUUCCAGUUUAAAUUCUUAUGCAUGGAUUAUGUCACUGUUUUUCAGUAUUUGUGUUAAUUUCUUGAAAAUGAUGUUAGGCUAAAUUUCCAUGGGGUUUGGAUUUGGUUAAAUUAAGGUUAAUGGGUGUUCUUGAGAAAAGUCUCCAAUUGUUAGGACUAAGUGUUUGAGAUGAAAUUGAAAGAGUAAUUUGUGAAUUUGAUCGCUUCACUUGUGAAUUUUUGGAAGGUUAAUUCUAUCUUGUCUAUGACUUUGGAAUUUAUUUAGCUCAAAUCUCACACACCCUAAUUAAGCCUAGAAAUAGGACAUAUUAGGGGAUUAAAAUUAAUUUCUUAUCUAUGAGAAUUAAUAUAUCACUAUCCUUAGACUGAUGAAAAUUUUCCCUAUUCGUUCAUAAUCAAAGACACCCUAGACCUUGAUUCCAAAUUUAAACCCCACUUUUAAUUAGUUAAUUAAUCGUUACUAGUCACAUUGAAUUGACCUUUUAGUAUUUUAUUUUCGAAACUUUACUCAUCCACAUUUUUGCUAGUUUAAUAUUUUAAUUAGUUAAAUUUCACUCUCAAUUUAUUUUGCAUGUUCACUAGUUUUAGUUUACUCAAUAAUGCCAUUUAAUUAAAUUCGCAGUUAUUACUUUUAUUGUUUAUUUUUAUUUGGUUAAUCAUUAUCACAAUCUAAUCGUUUGAGAAAGCUUACAAUGACUCGUACUAACUGGUGACCGAUAUUGAAACCAAUACUUCCCUCCGCCACUCCUCAGAGACACGAUACUCGGGGAUAAACUUUUCCAUCCGAAAAGGUUAAACUCUGUUUUACUACAAUGCCGCGAAAGCGGUAAUCAGCCAACAACCCUCCGAUGCUUAAGUUAGUAAAUAAUCAUUUGAUAAGUUCAAAUAUAGGGAAGUGAUUAAAAAAAGUGAAGUGAUUAAAAAUGAAAGAGUUUUAGGUGUACCACUUUCAAUUCCAACUCCUAGGAACUUGUUUACCGUCUAUCGAUUCAAGUGGAUAUGCCCCCUGUCCGACGACUUUGAUGAUCUUGUAUGGUCCUUCCCAAUUUGGACUAACUAAUUUGCCACUUGCUUCGUUUCCAAAUGCACUUCUAAGAAUCCACUCGCCUUUCUUGAAUACUUUUGCUCGGACGUUGUUGUUGUAACUUUUGGCCACCGUUUGUUGAUAUGUCUGCAUUCUAAUCUUGGCCCGUUCUCGGAACAUUGUGUCUAAGUCGUGAAUAAGCUCCAUGUUGUUUCUCUCCUCAGUGACAAGUCCAUAUCUCGACGUUGGGAUCUCAACUUCAACCAGAAUGACCGCCUCACAACCAUAGACCAUGGAGAAAUGGGUCUGUCUAGUAGCAUUUUUAGGUGUCAUUCGAUCUGCCCAUAAGAUUAAUGGC
Messenger RNA from Cuscuta epithymum, 6827 nucleotides. NCBI's taxonomy places the organism in Eukaryota, Viridiplantae, Streptophyta, Magnoliopsida, Solanales, Convolvulaceae. The record is from the annotation of a GenBank genome assembly.